Molecule: messenger RNA, 1568 nt
Organism: Salpingoeca rosetta
Lineage: Eukaryota; Choanoflagellata; Craspedida; Salpingoecidae
Exons: 5
Coding region: 487-1305 (272 amino acids)
Biological process (GO): intracellular signal transduction
Source: RefSeq, a predicted model, not a curated record
CACGGUAUGAGACAAGAUGGCUCGCUGGCUGAUGGCUGGCUGGCGCGCCACCAUCAUGUCGUGUUUGUUCAGGAGAGCACAUUCACUUUUGUCUCAACAGUGGUGCUGGUGGGUUUGUUUUCUUCAUCGUCGCACAGCAAGCCACAGUCAUUGAUUGAUUGAUUCGGCUGUCGUCACAUCAUUCAUCCACACACACACACACACGCACACAUACACACACACACACGCACACGCAGACUGACUGAUCGAUCCAACCAGCCAAACUUCACCACAAGCAAUACAAAGCACAGCAGCCAGCCAGCCAGCCAGCCAAGACAACCCAAGCAUCUUGAGCGACGUAUAUCUUUGGGAGCGAACGAGUCUUGCGGUGUUUCUUCUUGGCCGUGAGUUCAGCCGGCUCUCUCGCACACCAAGACAAGAAGAAGCUAAGCCACAGGCACCAGCCAACAGCACCUGUUGCUCGUUUGUGUCAAUCAGCUGCUGAAGAUGAGGGACCACGAGGACGACCACAAUGACUAUCUGCCCGCGCGCAGUGACGUGCCCAUCAUGUCUGGCAUGAUGUACAAGCGCGCGCAAGGGCGCAGCACCUUUGGGCGCACAAACUGGAAGAAGCGCUGGUUUGUGCUGCACCCUGGCGAGCUGUCGUAUUGGACGCUUGAAGGCGGGCGAAACAACCCCGCGUCAGAGUGCAAAGGCGUCAUCCCACUCAGCAACGUCUACACGCUGGAGCGCGUAUCCCUCGAAGCCUUUGGCAAGCCGCACAUGAUCCAGAUUGUGCACACGUCUGUGCUCUAUGUGCAGUGCCCAUCGCGUGAGGACUGCGAUGAGUGGCUACUUGCCCUGAGAAAACAGUGUGCAACAAACCGCAUUCUCCACGCCAAAUACCAUCCAGGCUUCUUUGACGGCAGCAAGUGGUCGUGCUGCGGCAUCACGAGCAAGGACUUCAAGGGCUGCCAGAAGUCGUUUGACUACAGCUCGCUCUUCCGCAAGACAUCAAAAGCAGGUGCAGAUGCAGCAACAGCAGCAAAGACAGCACGUGCCAGCAGCAGCAGCGGCAGCGGGAUGCUGUCACCAAAGAACGGCGUUGUCACGCAGAACCAAGCAAAGAUGCGCAAGGCCUCCACCCAGAGCAGAGGGGAUUCGCGGUCUCCAAAGGCAUCACGCGACUUUCACUAUGUCCCCAGCGUCAAACCAAUCAAGCAUGCGUCGUCGUCGCCACUGCGGCAGUCGAUGAACCCGCCGUCGUCCACGGCAUCGGACCAGCAGCCCGUCAUCGUGCGCGUCACACGCGUCGCAUAUGUGUAGUCCAACACAGAAUAUGCGCGCGCACAACAAGCGGCGUCAUUGCUGCUGAUGCAGCUGUUUACCGCUGAUGUGGGGUCUGUGCAGUGCCAACAGCACGAGCCACGCACGCAACGCCAUAUCAUGCCACACCACCCGGUUCUUAACAUUGCCUACCAACCAACCAAGCCACCCAAAUCAACCUGCUACGAUUGACUUGUUUCAUUGCCACUCCUCAUGUGUCGUGUGUGUGUGUGUGUGUGUGUGUGUGUGUGUGUGUGUGUGUG